AGAAUGCGGAGCAGCUGAUCUUCGUGCGCGUCUAAAAAUAAUCAACUUUUCUCUCCUCUGACUUCACUCCACUAUUUAACUUUUUGUCUUCUUUAUUUGUUUUUUGUCAUCACAACUUUUUUUUUUUGCCAGGAAUGAAAGUGUUUCCGUGAGGAUUACAUCUUCUCGUCUGGUCUGGCGGCGCCAUGGGCUUGUCGUUUUGCGGCAACGAUGAGAACGUCAGCGGCUACAGCGUCGACGACGGCAUGCUGAACAACGGCUGCUUCGUGGACGCGCUCAACCUGGUGCCUCAUGUCUUCCUGCUCUUCAUCACCUUCCCCAUCCUCUUCAUUGGAUGGGGCAGUCAGAGCUCCAAGGUCCAAAUCCAUCACAACACCUGGCUCCACUUCCCAGGACACAACCUGAGAUGGAUCCUCACCUUCUUGCUGCUCUUCGUCCACGUGUGCGAGUUUGCGGAGGGCCUCGUCUCCAACAAGAUGAUGGACACCAACCACCUGCACCUCUUCAUGCCCGCCUUCAUGGGCUUUGUGGCGGCUACAACGUCGGUGGUCUACUACCACAACAUCGAGACCUCCAACUUCCCCAAACUUCUCCUUGUCCUGUUCAUCUACUGGGUGCUGGCCUUCAUCACCAAGUCCAUCAAGCUGUGGAAGUUUGCCGAGUACCACGUGGGCCCGCAGCAGCUGAGGUUCUGCAUCACGGCCCUGCUUGUGAUCCUGUACGGUCUGCUCAUGGCCGUGGAGGUCAACGUCAUUAGGAUCAGGAAGUACGUCUUCUUCGCCAACCCCCAGAAGGUGAAACCUCCAGAAGACCUGCAAGAUUUGGGGGUUCGUUUUCUGCAGCCCUUCGUCAAUCUGCUGUCGAAGGCCACGUACUGGUGGAUGAACCCUCUCAUCAUGGGCGCCCACAAGAGGCCCAUCGAGCUGAAGAAGAUCGGCAAGCUGCCCAUCGCCAUGAGAGCCCUCACCAACUACUUACGCCUCAAAGACGCCUACGAAGAUCAAAAGUCGGCCGAGAACCCCGACCGAGCUCCUUCCAUCUGGCGCUCCAUGUACCGAGCGUUUGGCCGGCCCAUCCUGCUCAGCAGCACCUUUCGCUACCUGGCCGACCUGCUGGGCUUCGCUGGGCCGCUCUGCAUCUCAGGCAUCGUCAGGAACUUGAUGCUGGAAGAGGGUGGCGCCGCUCCGGCCAAGAUAAGGGAAACCUACUUUGAUGUCCACUUCAUGCUGUCCACCGAGCUGCUGCAGAACACCUCGGUUCUGGCCGUCCUCCUCUUCCUGGCUUUGGUCCUGCAAAGAACCUUCCUGCAGGCCUCCUACUACGUCACCAUAGAAACGGGCAUCAACGUGCGAGGCGCCCUGCUGGCGAUGAUUUACAACAAAAUCCUGCAUCUGUCCACCUCCAACAUGUCCAUGGGGGAAAUGACGCUGGGUCAGAUCAACAACCUGGUCGCCAUAGAGACCAACCAGCUCAUGUGGUUCCUCUUCCUCUGCCCAAACCUGUGGGCCAUGCCUGUGCAGAUCGUGAUGGGUGUUAUUCUUCUCUACUACCUGCUGGGCUGGAGCGCCAUGAUCGGAGCGUCUGUCAUCGUUCUCCUGGCUCCCGUCCAGUACCUCAUCGCCACCAAGCUGGCCGACACGCAGAAGAGCACGCUGGAGCACUCCACGGAUCGCCUGAAGAAGACCACGGAGAUCCUGAAGGGCAUCAAGCUGCUGAAGCUGUACGCCUGGGAGAACAUCUUCUGUGGCAGCGUGGAGGAGACCCGGGGCAAGGAGCUGAAGAGUCUCAAGACGUUUGCCUUCUACACGUCCAUGUCCAUCUUCAUGAACGCCGCUAUUCCCAUCGCCGCCGUGCUGGUGACCUUCGUCGUGCAUCACAUCAUCAACAAACGCUGUCCGAGUCCUUCCGAGGCCUUCGCCGCUCUGGCGCUGUUCAACAUCCUGGUCACGCCGCUCUUCCUGCUCUCCACCGUCGUCAGGUUCGCCGUCAAGGCGCUCGUCAGUGUGCAGAAGCUGGGCGAGUUCCUCCAGAGCGACGAGAUCGGAGACGACAGCUGGAGGAACGGAGAGAUGGCCGUGCCCUCGGAGGGCGCCAAAAAGCACCCGGGGGUGACCAAAGCCAUCAACAGGAAGCAGCCCUUGCGGUACCAGAUGGACAACUACGAGCAGCCGUCCAGGCGGCAGAUGAGGCCCAGCGAGACGGAGGAUGUGGCAGUAAAGGUGAGCAACGGAUGCUUCACCUGGGGAAGCAACCUGUCCACGCUGUCCGACAUCAACAUCCGCAUCCCGACAGGUCAGCUGACCAUGAUCGUGGGCCAGGUGGGUUGUGGGAAGUCGUCGCUGCUGCUGGCCAUGCUGGGCGAGAUGCAGACCAUCAGCGGGCGCGUCCACUGGAGCAAGCUGCCUGAUAGCGAGACGCUCCACCAGGGGACGUUCAGCUGCUCAGAGGCGGAGGAGGAGGGCCACGACCACGUCGGGAGCAAGAACAGGUACUCUGUGGCCUACGCUACCCAGAAGUCCUGGCUGCUCAACGCCACCGUGGAGGAGAACAUCACCUUUGGAAGCCCCUUCAACAAGCAGAGGUACAAAGCGGUGAUCGACGCCUGCUCUCUCCAACUGGACAUCGACCUUCUUCCUUUCGGAGACCAGACUGAGAUCGGCGAGCGAGGCAUCAACCUGAGCGGCGGGCAGCGCCAGAGGAUCUGCGUGGCUCGGGCGCUCUACCAGAACACCAACAUCGUCUUCUUGGACGACCCCUUCUCCGCACUGGACAUCCACCUGAGCGACCACCUGCUGCAGGAAGGCAUCCUCAAGUUCCUGCAGGACGACAAACGAACGGUGGUUCUGGUCACGCACAAGCUGCAGUACCUCAUCCACGCCGACUGGAUCAUAGCCAUGAAGGGCGGCUCUGUGCUGAGGGAAGGAACUCUCAAGGACAUCCAGACUCAUGACGUGGAGCUCUACGACCACUGGAAGACGCUCAUGAACCGGCAGGACCAGGAGCUGGAGAAGCAGGACAUCGAGCAGGACAGCCAAACCACGAUGGAGAGGAAGACUCUCCGCAGGGCUUUCUACUCCCGAGAGGCCAAGAACCAAGUGGAUGACGAAGAUGAAGAGGAAGAAGAGGAGGAGGAAGAUGACGACAACUUUUCCACGACCACGAGCAGAAGGUCGAAGGUCCCGUGGAAGGUGUGCUGGUGCUACAUGUCCUCUGGUGGCUUCUUCAUGGUCUUCCUCAUGGUGUCCUCCAAGCUCCUCAAGCACUCGGUCAUCGUCGCCAUCGACUACUGGUUGGCCAUCUGGACCUCCAAGUCCAAUCAGAGCGUAGUGGAAGGACCCAACGGAACGUGCCAGUUUCAGGUUCUCAGCCGCAACGCCACGUUCCCCGGCUCCUCGGACUCUGAGGAUCCCAUCUACCUGACCGUCUUCAUAGUCCUGUGUGCGGCCGGGAUCACCUUGUGCCUCAUCACCUCCCUCACUGUGGAGUUCCUGGGUCUGUCAGCGGCCACCAACCUUCACGACAACCUGCUCAACAAGAUCAUCCACGCUCCUCUCAGGUUUUUUGAUAUCACCCCACUGGGGCAGAUCCUCAACAGGUUCUCCGCCGACACCAACAUCAUCGACCAGCACAUCCCCCCGACGCUGGAGUCCUUGACCCGGUCCACCUUGCUGUGUUUGUCUGCCAUCGGGGUCAUUUCCAGCAUCACACGAUACUUCCUCAUCGCCCUGGUUCCCCUGGCGGUUGCCUUCUACUUCAUUCAGAAGUACUUCCGGGUGGCUUCCAAAGACCUGCAGGACCUGGACGACUCCACCCAGCUUCCUCUGCUCUGUCACUUCUCCGAGACCGCUGAAGGUCUCACCACCAUCAGAGCCUUUAGACACGAGGCUCGUUUCAAGCAACGCAUGCUGGAGCUGACCGACACCAACAACACCGCCUACUUGUUUCUUUCUGCUGCCAACCGCUGGCUGGAGGUCCGCACGGACUACCUGGGAGCUGUGAUCGUGCUGGCGGCGGCCGGGGCGUCCAUCUGGGGUUCCCGAUGUGGUCAACCUUCUGGGGGUCUGGUGGGCCUCGCUCUUACCUACGCCCUGACUGUUACUAACUACCUGAACUGGGUGGUGAGGAACCUGGCAGACUUGGAGGUCCAGAUGGCGGCUGUGAAGAAGGUCAACAGCUUCCUGGGUACUGAGUCUGAGAACUACGAGGGAUCCAUGGACUCCUCUCAAGUCCCGGAGAACUGGCCCCACGAUGGCGAGAUCAAGAUCCAGGACCUGUGCGUGCGCUACGACCCCAUGCUGAAGCCCGUGCUCAAACACGUCAACGCCUACGUCCAGCCGGGCCAGAAGGUGGGAAUCUGCGGCCGCACGGGCAGCGGCAAGUCCUCUCUGUCCUUGGCCUUCUUCAACAUGGUGGACAUUUUUGAAGGGAAGAUCGUCAUCGACGGGAUCGACAUCUGCAAACUUCCUCUGCAGACACUCCGGUCUCGCCUGUCCAUCAUCCUGCAGGACCCCGUCUUGUUUAGCGGCUCCAUUAGGUUUAAUCUGGAUCCAGAGCAGACGUGUAAUGAUGAGCGCCUGUGGGAGGCGCUAGAGAUCGCUCAGCUGAAGAACAUGGUGAAGGCACUGCCAGGAGGACUUGAUGCGGUAGUGACGGAGGGCGGAGAGAACUUCAGCGUGGGUCAGAGGCAGCUCUUCUGUUUGGCUCGAGCGUUUGUCCGCAAGAGCAGCAUCCUCAUCAUGGACGAGGCCACCGCCUCCAUCGACAUGGCAACGGAGAACAUCUUACAAAAAGUGGUGAUGACGGCGUUUGCAGACCGCACUGUGGUCACCAUCGCUCACCGGGUCCACACCAUCCUCACAGCGGACCUGGUCAUCGUCAUGAAGCGGGGCAACAUUCUGGAGUACGACAAGCCCGAGACCCUCCUGGAGCAGGAGGACGGGAUGUUUGCGUCCUUUGUCAAGGCCGACAUGUAGACUGGUUGGAGCUGAUCAUGAACCGGGUCGGCGGAUGAAAUCCUCCACCUGUGUCAGCAGAAACAUGGAGAACGGGUCCAGAACCAGAAUCCGCAGCACCCAGCCAUGAUUUUGUUUUAUUCCUAGUUUCACUUUGACAGUAUCUUUUUUUUUUUUACCUUGAGCAGCACAUGUUUGAUUAUUCAGCACUUGUACGAUGAUGCAAUACUUGUACGAUGAUGCAAUACUUGUACGAUGAUGCAAGACCAACUUGCAUUAAAGUCUUUUAUAAUCUUUCA
Molecule: messenger RNA, 5251 nt
Organism: Nerophis lumbriciformis (worm pipefish)
Lineage: Eukaryota; Metazoa; Chordata; Actinopteri; Syngnathiformes; Syngnathidae
Gene: abcc9
Product: ATP-binding cassette, sub-family C (CFTR/MRP), member 9
Biological process (GO): potassium ion transport; transmembrane transport
Cellular component (GO): membrane
Molecular function (GO): sulfonylurea receptor activity; ATP hydrolysis activity; ATP binding
Source: RefSeq, a predicted model, not a curated record